This is a messenger RNA of Aureococcus anophagefferens, 351 nucleotides long. RefSeq lists its product as hypothetical. The transcript has a single exon. The annotation marks the transcript as partial. The record is from RefSeq and is a predicted model, not a curated record. Lineage: Eukaryota; Pelagophyceae; Pelagomonadales; Pelagomonadaceae.
UCUUUGUUCGACUCGUUCAUUACCUUUGGGAAGCCCAUCGUAGCAGCUGUAAAUGGCCCGGCGUUUGGCGGCGGCGUGACCCAGGCCACUCUCUGCGACAGCGUGGUCUCCUCGCGACACGCUACCUGCUCGCUACCGUUUUCUCAAUGGCGGGUGUCCCCGGAAGGCUGUUCAUCUGUACAUGUCGCCCGCGUCGUUGGCAUAGUCGAGGCGCGGAGGAUGCUCGCGGGCGGGUGGAUCCCCGACGCAGAUGAAGCCAAACUCAUUGGCCUGGUUGCCGAGGUUUCGGACGCUUCGAUUCUUCUCGACGUGGCUGAUAAAAGGGUCCAAAACCUCAUAUCUGAACAUCGC